GCGCCGUGAAGCUCGGCGCGGCCGGGAGCCGCCGCCAUGGCGCUGCCCCCGCGGCGCUGAGCGGCCCCGGGCCCCCCCCCCGGCCCUUUUCGGCCCCCCCCGGGCCCCCCCGAGCCAUGGCCGGGGCCAUCGCGUCCCGCAUGAGCUUCAGCUCGCUCAAGCGCAAGCAGCCCAAGACCUUCACGGUCCGCGUCGGCACCAUGGACGCCGAGAUGGAGUUCAGCUGCGAGGUGAAGUGGAAAGGGAAGGACUUGUUUGACUUGGUGUGCAGGACGCUGGGGCUCCGAGAAACCUGGUUCUUCGGACUGCAGUACACCAUCAAGGACACGGUGGCUUGGCUCAAAAUGGACAAGAAGGUUCUGGAUCACGAUGUGCCAACAGAGGAGCCUGUCACCUUCCACUUCCUAGCCAAAUUUUAUCCGGAGAAUGCAGAGGAGGAGCUGGUCCAGGAAAUCACGCAGCACUUGUUCUUCCUGCAGGUGAAGAAGCAGAUUUUGGACGAGAAGAUCUACUGUCCUCCCGAAGCUUCUGUCCUGCUGGCCUCGUACGCCGUCCAAGCCAAGUAUGGCGACUACGAUCCCAACGUUCACAAGCGAGGCUUCCUGGCGCAGGAGGAGUUGCUUCCAAAGCGGGUAAUAAACCUGUACCAGAUGACCCCAGAGAUGUGGGAGGAGAGGAUAACAGCCUGGUAUGCAGAGCACCGAGGCAGAGCAAGAGACGAAGCAGAAAUGGAGUAUUUGAAGAUAGCUCAGGACUUGGAGAUGUAUGGAGUGAACUAUUUUGCAAUUAGGAAUAAAAAGGGCACUGAACUGCUCCUUGGAGUUGACGCCUUGGGUCUUCACAUCUAUGACCCAGACAACAGGUUGACCCCCAAAAUCUCCUUCCCGUGGAACGAGAUCCGGAACAUCUCCUACAGCGAUAAGGAGUUUACGAUUAAGCCAUUGGACAAAAAGAUUGAUGUUUUCAAAUUCAAUUCAUCAAAGCUGCGUGUGAAUAAGCUGAUCCUUCAGCUGUGUAUCGGGAACCACGAUCUCUUCAUGAGGAGGAGAAAGGCAGACUCGUUGGAGGUCCAGCAGAUGAAAGCGCAGGCGAGGGAGGAGAAAGCCAGGAAGCAGAUGGAACGGCAGCGCCUGGCCCGAGAGAAGCAGAUGAGAGAAGAGGCUGAGAGGACGAGGGAUGAGCUGGAGAGAAGGCUGAUGCAGUUAAAGGAAGAGGCGACAAUGGCCAACGAGGCCCUGAUGAGGUCUGAAGAGACGGCAGACUUGUUGGCUGAGAAGGCUCAGAUCACAGAGGAGGAGGCCAAGCUCCUGGCUCAGAAAGCAGCGGAGGCUGAGCAAGAGAUGCAGCGGAUCAAAGCCACGGCCAUCCGGACGGAGGAGGAGAAGCGGCUGAUGGAACAGAAGGUGCUAGAGGCAGAGAUGUUGGCACUGAAAAUGGCGGAGGAGUCGGAGAGGAGGGCAAAGGAGGCUGAUCAGCUAAAGCAAGACCUUCAGGAGGCUCGAGAGUCUGAGCGGAGAGCAAAGCAGAAGCUUUUGGAGAUCACCAGCAAGUCGUCCUACACGCAGUCCAUGAACUCCAGUACGACAGCGCUGCCCACGGACCUGCCGAGCUUCAACCUCAUCAGCGAGAGCCUGUCCUUCGACUUCAAGGAUACGGACAUGAAGAGGCUUUCCAUGGAAAUUGAGAAAGAGAAGGUGGAGUACAUGGAGAAAAGCAAGCACCUGCAGGAGCAGCUGAACGAGCUGAAGACCGAAAUCGAGGCGCUGAAACUGAAGGAGAGAGAGACAGCCCUGGAUAUAUUGCACAACGAGAACGCCAGCCGAGGCAACAGCAAGCACAACACUAUUAAAAAGCCUCAAGCCCAGGGCAGAAGACCUAUCUGCAUUUGAGACUUCCACGUAGGUUGUUCCGAGCUCACACUACAGAGCACCAAGUCCCGCGUGGCCUUCUUCGAGGAGCUCUAGGACGUGCCCGGCCGCCCCGCACCGCUCUCCGGCCCCAGCGCCCGCGCCGAGGAGCGGGGUGCCCGCACCGGGCAUCGCCGCGGCCGCGUCCCGCCACCCGCCCCGGACUGCGACGUUCUCCACCUCAGCGUCUGCCGAUCCUCCUCCUCCCUCCCUGCUUUUUUUUCAGCCUCUCCUGCCUUUUCCUUUUUUUUGAUUUUCCCCCCUUAUGUUUUGGCUCAGCCUUUCGGGCUUUUCCCCGGCAGCACAAGGCCGGGGCCGGGGCCGCAGCGGAGGAGCGGGACGGGGCUCCCAUUAGCAGCCCCGAGCAGGUGCCAGCGGAGGGCUGUAAAUCAGCGGGCCCGGCGGAGGCAGGAGGCAGGAGGCUGGCACGGAGGAUUUGUGGAGGAGCUGCGGGGGAGAGGGCGAAGGCUGAGGGCUGCUGCUGCGCUGGGGCAGGAGGAAGGGGCAGGAAGACCUCCUCCUCCUCCUCCUCCUCCUCAUUCCUGUAUGCAGGAGGGGAUGAGGAGCGGGAGAACAGCUGGUGCCAGCCAACUGCGACCUUUUUUCCCUGCAAACUGUGACAAGCGGGGGCAGCCUGAGGCCGGGGGCUCUCCUUGGGGUCGAGGCGGGGCUGCGGCCGGCCGGGAUCCUGGCAGAGGGCGAUCGCGGCCCCGGCUUUGGUUGCGGGGAGGCAGCGGGUGCCCGCUGCGCCCCGCCGAGGUGCCCCCACCUCAGCCCCUCUGUGCCUUUCCUGGGCGCUGCAGCUGCAGCAGCCCCAGCUCCGUGCCCUCCCGUUCCCCCAGCAGCUCGCCCCGCACCCUGCCCGUUCCCCGUUGGGGUGAGCAGGACCAGGAGCUGACGGCCAGGUCCGGCGCCCCCAAACGCACGCAGGGACCCCCCCCCAUCUCCUCCGCAGCCCCCGGCCGCUGCUCCCCCCACGCCUGGCUCCUGGCCGCCUCCAGCACUGCCUCCCCGUGCAAACCGGGGGUCCCGUCCCCAAAACACACCGCGGGUCCCAACCCUGGCCGCCCGCGCUGCGGCUGCCCUGCGAGAAGCCCCUGAGCGAGGUCCCUGGCGCGUCCUCGUGGCUCCGGCCCCACUCCUGCCCUUCCGUGGGGACCCGGCGGGCUCCCAGCGCCCCAGUUCCUCCCUCGCCCCCCCCAGGAUGGAGUCGCAGCCCCCCGGGCAGAGCGUGCCCCAAACCCUCUUUAUUUAACAGCCUGCUGCCUUGUAGCGACUCCCCGCACGAAGCGCGUCUGCAAUUCAGAUGGGUUUGGCCGUGGCCUGGCACAGCCUUUUUCUAUCCCCGUGGAUCGUUGUACUCUGAAGAAAUAACGUUUUUUUGUUUUUGUUUUUGUUUUUUCUCAGUUGUUUUAAUAAAAAUUCAAAGCACUA
Molecule: messenger RNA, 3341 nt
Organism: Cygnus olor (mute swan)
Lineage: Eukaryota; Metazoa; Chordata; Aves; Anseriformes; Anatidae
Gene: NF2
Product: neurofibromin 2
Exons: 17
Coding region: 117-1889 (590 amino acids)
Biological process (GO): regulation of gliogenesis; regulation of organelle assembly; positive regulation of protein localization to early endosome
Cellular component (GO): cytoskeleton; adherens junction; filopodium
Molecular function (GO): actin binding; cell adhesion molecule binding
Source: RefSeq, a predicted model, not a curated record